UCUUUCUGCGUAAAACAUCAAAACCGAAGUGAUCGGUUAAAUUGUGGGAAUCAUGGUUAACGGCCGCAUACCUUCGGUCUUUUCGAAGACCUACGUGACGCCACGUCGCCCUUAUGAAAAGGCACGCUUGGAUCAGGAGUUGAAGAUCAUCGGCGAGUAUGGUCUGCGCAACAAGCGUGAGGUUUGGCGCGUGAAGUUGUCUCUGGCCAAAAUCCGCAAGGCUGCGCGUGAGCUGCUCACUUUGGAUGAGAAGGAUGAGAAGCGUCUUUUCCAGGGUAAUGCCCUGUUGCGUCGUCUAGUCCGUAUUGGUGUCUUGGACGAAUCUCGCAUGAAGCUCGAUUACGUGCUUGGCUUAAAAAUCGAAGAUUUCUUGGAGCGCCGUCUGCAGACGCAGGUGUUCAAGCUAGGAUUGGCCAAGUCCAUUCAUCAUGCGCGUGUAUUGAUACGCCAACGUCACAUUCGUGUACGCAAGCAGGUGGUCAACAUUCCAUCGUUUGUUGUGCGUCUGGACUCGCAGAAGCACAUUGACUUCUCACUGAAAUCGCCCUUCGGUGGCGGCCGUCCUGGACGCGUCAAGAGGAAGAACCUGAAGAAGAACCAAGGUGGUAGCGGCGGCGGUGGUGGCGCCGAAGAGGAGGAAGACUAAGAAGUAACUCCAAACUGCAGUUAAAUAAAAGCUGUAAAAGCCACUUAUGUAUAAAAACAAAAGUUCUUAAUUUUACAAAAUAUAUUUGUGUAAAAUUAUCAAA
Messenger RNA from Scaptodrosophila lebanonensis, 749 nucleotides. RefSeq names its product 40S ribosomal protein S9 (gene RpS9). The record is from RefSeq and is a predicted model, not a curated record. Gene Ontology annotation, cellular component: cytosolic small ribosomal subunit. Gene Ontology annotation, biological process: positive regulation of translational fidelity; translation. The coding region runs from base 53 to 646 and encodes 197 amino acids. Gene Ontology annotation, molecular function: rRNA binding; structural constituent of ribosome. The transcript has 4 exons. Lineage: Eukaryota; Metazoa; Arthropoda; Insecta; Diptera; Drosophilidae.